Messenger RNA from Daphnia pulicaria, 1074 nucleotides. Its product is annotated as trypsin alpha-like. NCBI's taxonomy places the organism in Eukaryota, Metazoa, Arthropoda, Branchiopoda, Diplostraca, Daphniidae. The transcript is spliced from 5 exons. Gene Ontology annotation, biological process: proteolysis. Gene Ontology annotation, molecular function: serine-type endopeptidase activity. The record is from RefSeq and is a predicted model, not a curated record. Bases 79 to 1020 code for a protein of 313 amino acids.
AUAAAUAGCGGAAGUUUAACGUCAAAGUGCACCAGUCACUCUCACAUCUGACAAGUCACAUUACACACCCGGAGCAAUAUGAUGCAGAAAACUACUGCCGUACUUCUCGCCAUCUUUUACUGCGUCGCAGGAGCGCCGACUUACGAUGAGCGCAUAGUAGGUGGUGACAUCGCUUCGGCCGGCCAGUUUUCGUACGUCGUUUCUUUGACGGAAAACAACCGCCACUUUUGCAGCGGGUUCAUCUACAGCGAGAGGUGGGUCGUCACGACGGCCUCCUGCGUCUCCGGUAAAAUUCCCAGCGCCCUGAGGGCCGUCGUCGGACAGCAAGAUUUAACCAAGCCGGAUGCCAAUGAAGAAAUCAUCUCGAUUUACCAGAUUAAAAUUUUCAAUCUAUACGACGCCGUCAAUCAGGCCAACGACAUUGCCCUCAUUCAGUUGACUAAAAAUAUUACGUUCAGCACUCCGAACGGAGUUUAUUUCAUUAAUUACAACGAAGUUGACCCCAACUAUCCUGAGGCUACCGUUAUGGGCUGGGGAGCCAAUCAGGAUGGUGGAUUUGAAUCGACGAGACUUCACUACGCCGCAAUGGAUAUCCAAACGGGAACGUCUUGCGGCGAUUACGCCACCGGCUCUGAAUUCCAGCUGGCCACCAUGCUAUGCGCACAGAGCAGUGCCACAAGCGCCGUUGGUGGAGCUCCGUGCCAAUACGACGAGGGCUCACCGUUGGUACAAAUCGUCCAGGGCAAAUCGACGGCCGUGGGGAUCAUGUCCAAAAACAAAGGCUGCUCCGUCGACCUGCCCAGCGUUUACACCCGUCUGUCGGUGUACUACUCGUGGUUCCUGCAGACGGCUGGCCAGCAAUCGGUGGAUGAAACCACCGUCCCUACUGAACCCCAAACAGAGGCCCCCAUUACGACCGAGGAGGUGAUUAUUACGACUGAGGCGGUUGAGAUCACGACUGAACUCGUGACUGAAGAAGUUAUUGUUCCAACAGAAGAAGCAAUUGCUCCUUUUAUUUAAAUUAUUUGCGCUGUAUAUGCAGUUAUGCACAAUAGAAAAUCUAAUUAAAUCGGA